UAUUCUUAUCCAUUCUUAUUCCUCUCUCGGUCAAGAGACCUCUGUCCUUUGCUCUCUCGAUACCAAUGGCAUCGAUAUCGGCAGCUCGGCCGCCAUCUACAGCCCUCAUGCACAACGAUUCGAACCCUAGCCGAUAUCCUUCUCACUUUCCUAGGUUUAUCGCGGCGGCCCCUCGGUGCCCGCUGUCCCCUCCAAAGAGGUCGGAGUUGGGUCUCUGUCGUUGUCGCAAUCCUCUUUCGGGUUCGCCGCCAUCGGGCGACGAUGGUGGUUGGAAGAGAUUGGACUUGCUUUUGCAUGACGUCGUGAGGGGCGCUGUGAAGAGGCUAGAAGAUUGUGUGAAUUCGUUUCGUCAAUUGUCCGAUAUGGGCGGCUUGCAGCUGGGCAGUGCGGGCGUGGGUAAGAAGGGAGAGGCAGCAGUGGCAGGGGAAGAGGUGGAAGGGAAGGGUUGGGACUGGAAACGAUGGAAGCGACAUUUUGCUGAGAUUGAAGAACAGGAGUGGAUUGCCUCAGUGUUAAAGAUGCAGUUGAGUGAUGCUGUUGCUAGAGAAGAUUAUGAAGCUGCUGCCAAGCUCAAGGUGGCACUUCAUGCUGCUAACAAAACUGAUACUAUAGGCUCUGCAAUACAUGAGUACAAUAAAGCGAUUGCAGAGGAGAGGUACAAUGAUGCGGCUUUUCUUCAAGAUAAUGCUGGCACAGGAUUGUUAGGAUGGUGGGCUGGCAUUUCAAAAGAUGGUGCUGAUACCUAUGGUCGAAUUGCACAUAUAAGUGCAGAACACGGAAGAUACGUAGCCAGAAGCUAUAGUUCAAGGCAACUUGCUAUGUCUCAACCUGGUUCUCCAUUAUUCGAAAUUUAUUUCACUUGUGAUGAUGAAGGCUACAAGCAGCAGGCAGUCUAUCUGAAGCGAAACAGGGGGCAUACUGCAAACAUAUCAAAGAAGUCCUCAAACAGGUCAACUCAGAGUUUAAGUGAAAGUAAUGGCUCAACUGAAGAACCUACUGAUAUAUCUUCUGAAGAUGUUAAAACCAUUGAAGAAGUUGAUGAUAAUUCUGAUUGGAUUGGGCUGUCAGGCAUCAAAAACAUUUUGCAGGAUGUUAUCCCUGGUGUCAAGGUCAAAGUCUUAAAAGUGGUAGCACCAGGGAAGGUUGAUGGAGAUCUUAUUUCUAAAGUUAUUGAACAGAUAAUAGAGGAAGAUGAAGACAGCGAUGGAGAUAUACAAGAUUCUGCUGAAGAAUAUAUUAAAUCAGAAAGUGACAUUGAAGAAGUUGAGAUGGUUGGUGGUAAUGAAACUAGUGAUACAACUGAAGAGCAAAGUGAAGUCUCGGUGAAAUUUGUGAUAGGUAGUCUUUUAGAAAAUAUAGCUGCUGAUGCGACUUCUAAAGAUCUUGUUCGUGUACCAGCUGAGUUAGAGAUAAGGGACAAUCUAUCUUUUUCUUUUUCUGUCAAGAAAGAAGAUUUGCAACCUGAAACUGACGCUGGACAGGCUUCACAGAACAAAAUUGUUUCCCGUUCUUUACAAAGGAGUUCUGAUCAUGCUAGGUCUGAUCUCCCUAAGGUCUUCGUCUCUAAAGAGAAAAUGCCUAUUAAGGUACUUGUUGAUAUUGGAGAAUUGAUUCGCUUGUCUAUCAAUCAUAAUCAAAAUCAGCUAUUGGUCGGGACUACACAUUUUAACCGUAUUGAGAUACCAACAACUUUGGAUCCUCUUAGUGGGUUGUACAUUGGUGCUCAUGGCAUGUACACCUCUGAGCUUCUGCAUUUGAAACGGAGAUUUGGUCAGUGGCAUGAAGAUGAUGGAGCUAAAAAGCCCAAGGAUUUGGAGUUUUAUGAGUAUGUUGAAGCCUAUAAAUUAACUGGGGUUCUUUCUAUACCCGCUGGAGAGGUUGUUUUCCGUGCAAAAGUCGGAAAGAAAAAUCAACUUCCUCAUAAAGGGAUAAUACCUGAAGAAUUUGGCGUGAUUGCUAGAUACAGGGCGCAAGGGAGGCUUGCUGAUCCUGGAUUUCAAAAUCCUCGAUGGGUUGAUGGAGAGCUUGUUAUUCUUGAUGGGAAGAACAUCAGAGGUGGCCCUAUUAUUGGAUUCGUUUACUGGGCUCCUGAACAUCAUUUCUUGGUAUUCUUCAACCGAUUAAAGCUUCCAGACUAGAUCAUUUCUAGAAACGGAAGAGUAAGAGACUGCUCAAUUUCAAGUUUCAAGAUAGGAUUGAUGGCAUCUCUGUUUAAAGUAGAAGGCUUCAGAACAGGUCUUGCCAGAUAUAAUAUGCUUCUGAUGCUGCACAUGUGGCUCGGUAUUCCUUUCAUGGAGUUAUAAUCAAUGCUGCCUUGAACAGUCUUCAUGAUCCCUCUUAUAAAUUUCGUUUUCUAGCUGAGUUUGAAGUUGCUUCUCAAGUCCAGGUGCUGUUUGGUAAUAGCAGCUUUUAAAAGCUUAGGCUGUAUCUUCUUCGGAUCAGCCUGCCAUUUCUCCCCCUUUCUUGCAGUCAUUCUCAGGUCUUCUCAGGUAUAAAUUAUGGCUUCUUCCAUGUACAGUGUUUACCUGCUUGCUUAGUGUUAUUCUUCUCAACAACUUAGGUCAAGAAAUGUAAAGAUCCCGCACUGUAUUUGAUCAUAAUAUUUAGAGAAUAAUUCUCUUUAUUAAGUAAAGCAAAAUAGAGCCUCAGCUGAGAAUUAGGCUUCGUUUA
This is a messenger RNA of Dendrobium catenatum, 2670 nucleotides long. Its product is annotated as protein EXECUTER 1, chloroplastic. Gene Ontology annotation, biological process: response to singlet oxygen; singlet oxygen-mediated programmed cell death. The coding region runs from base 66 to 2138 and encodes 690 amino acids. The transcript is spliced from 12 exons. Lineage: Eukaryota; Viridiplantae; Streptophyta; Magnoliopsida; Asparagales; Orchidaceae. Gene Ontology annotation, cellular component: thylakoid membrane. The record is from RefSeq and is a predicted model, not a curated record.